Tribolium castaneum (red flour beetle) is the source of this 944-nucleotide messenger RNA. RefSeq lists its product as uncharacterized. The transcript has 4 exons. Gene Ontology annotation, molecular function: RNA binding. The record is from RefSeq and is a predicted model, not a curated record. Bases 171 to 761 code for a protein of 196 amino acids. Lineage: Eukaryota; Metazoa; Arthropoda; Insecta; Coleoptera; Tenebrionidae.
AAUGUUGGCAGCACUUCUGUACAUCGCAGUCCAGUCAAAAAAUGGAUUUGUUUAGAGCCAAUUUAUAAAUAGCAUUCUCUCAUCACCACCCCUAAACCAUUACUCAUUCUUAAAUGUAGGUUAUUUGCAACCGUGUAACAAAUCGCAUUCCUGAACCAAAGUACUUAACGAUGGACGAAGCCAAAAAAGACCAAACAACCGAAGACAGAAGACUGUGGAUCGGAAACCUUGAUCCAAGAGUCACUGAGUAUCACCUUCUGAAACUUGUGCAAAAACAUGGUGCCAUUGAGAAGUUUGAUUUAUUAUUUCAUCGAACUGGACCGUUAGCGGGACAGCCGAGGGGUUAUGCGUUUGUUACUUAUGUUAAUCAAGAGGAUGCAGUUCAAGCCAAACAAGUACUCAACAACGUUUUAGUAGGCCAAAGAAAAAUUGUGGUGACAUGGGCACACAGCGUGAACAAUGAGGAAGUUGAAAAACCGAAGCCAGAGAUAAAUAUUCCAGCCUUAGCCAUGUCUAAAAACGAGAAGAAAACAGACAGAGAAUCUCAGAUUCAAGCCAUAGAAGCCAAGCUGAAAUUAAUGGAGAAAAAAGCCGAGGAUGAGCUAAAAAUCAAUGACACUGUUGCAACAAAACCACCAGUUAUAACACAAUUUCAGUACAAUAAACAAACAGUUACCAAUAAUAGUCUGAAGACGAAAACACUCUUAAAACGACACGAUAAAUAUGUUAAGCCUUAUAGUAAACAAAAGAAUAGUAGGUAAUGAAGGAACUAAAAAAAUGAAUCUCAGGAACGUUUUUUGUGUAAAUGAGAAUUUGUGAUUGUGUUUUCAUGUGUAAUACAUCAAUUUUAUUUGUCCAAGUAUUAAACCAACUAACUGUAUUAGGCUUUAAGUAAUUUAUUAUUUUAAAAUACAAUACUAGUAUUAUUAAAUACAGAUCUCACA